Molecule: messenger RNA, 1257 nt
Organism: Gymnodraco acuticeps
Lineage: Eukaryota; Metazoa; Chordata; Actinopteri; Perciformes; Bathydraconidae
Product: coiled-coil domain-containing protein 106-like
Exons: 6
Coding region: 403-1257 (284 amino acids)
Cellular component (GO): nucleoplasm
Source: RefSeq, a predicted model, not a curated record
GCCAGACCGGAAGUGGAACUCCGCUGAGCGCACUAGCGCCCAAGCACCCUGAUCCUCAUUUCUUGUUCACACGAUUCAAACCAAUAGUUUUUAUAUUUUGAAUCAGGUAUUUCAUCUUCCUUGUUCAAUUGACAAAGCACAGCUUCUUUAUAUUCACUGAUAUACAAUUAAAAUAUUAAAACCGUAAUAAAGUGUUAAUACGCUGCAAAUCGGGAUCCGGCUGGAGCACUAUGCAAGACACGCCCCUUCAUAGCAUUCAAGUGCUACGAUUGGCCAUGAGCCUGUCACGUGCAUCUCGGCUAGUGAUAAAACCUUUAUAUAUACAGUCUAUGGAUCAAACUCAACCUUUCCAUCUUAUAUGUACACUAGUCUAUGCUCUAGUCUACACGCUUAGAACUGAAAAUGGACUCGAGGAGAAGCAAGCGAAAGAGGAUGGGGCCCCCUAAGCGUUUAGUGUCAGAAUCGGAUACAUAUUUGGCUGUCAGUGGUCAGUCUGAGGAAGAGCCAUGCAGCUCCCACACUGUGGCAAAGGAAAUGGCUGUAGUGCACUGCAGUGAUGGGUCUGACUCGGAUGCAUUCACAGGACAGCAGUCUACUAUUAAAGCAUCAACUAAAGAUGUUUCUGCAGCUCCCACAGCCAUAGCAGCUCUGAAGCGCAGAAACAGAGAUAAUAAUGCCUUGAAAAUAAGGCUAGAUGCUUCAAAGGACAAAUUAUUAACUGUUGAAAGCGAAAGGGACUAUCUGAGGAUACAGCUGGCUGAGGCUUUGGCCCUUCUAAAAAUGGCAUCAGUUAAGGCGCCAGUUACUUCUGAAGGUGACCAAAUAGGGGCAGGCAACUCCUCUUCAUCCUCCACCUCCUCCAAUUCCUCCAGUUCCUCCUCCUCCUCCUCCUCCUCCUCCUCCUCAUCCUCUUCGUCAGACAGAGGGAAGAAGAGGAAGAUCCUGACCCCAGAAGACGCCAUAAGCCGCUACAAGCGUGUUCUUGAGGCGGUAAACAAGGGGAAUAAUAAAACGGCGGCUUACAGAGCGGUAGGAGUGGACCGCAAAACCAUUGCCGACACUGCAGGAAUUGCAGAACUGCAUGCCGUGAACCCGGGAAUCUACCAAGAUAUCCGGGGAACACUGAAGAAGGGGGAAACCCUUCUCCGUUUCACUGAGAUAUGUAAAGCUGCCAUAAAGGACCAAAAUUUAGAGGGGAAGGUCCAGGACUUGAAGACCAAUGGAGGAUUAUUAUCCAUUAAUCCAAAGGGGAAGUGA